UCAAUAAACUACAGCCCCGGUACCUAAACUUCUGGAUCGAGCCCCCGCAAAACCUGCUACUAUACCCACCCCUCCAACCCCGCAAACAAGACUCUCUCCAUCAGCUACAAUCACACCAGCUCCCGCAUAUUCCACACCCUCGCCGACCCUCCCGAUCCCGGUCCCGCGAUUCGGUUCAGCUUCGCCCCAGCAGGUUCCAGAGAUUGCGACCGCUGUGUCACCGUCUUCCGGAUCACCAUUAGCACUUUCGCCCACGUCGGCCGCGAUCGCGAACCCGUUCCGACGAGAGGACGCAGGCAGUGGUGCUCGCAGAUCAUUUGAGUCGCGGCUUUCAUCCGAAUCAGCCGCGUCCAACUCCGCCCCCGCCGCUCCAGCCGCUGCACCUGCACCUGCCCCUGCCCCUGCUGCUCCGCCAGCCAACCCGUCCCCCGCGAAAGCUCCGCAGCCAAUGCCGCUGAAAUCAGCACUCGCGACACCGUCGCCUGCUGCGGCGAUUGCAAGCUCGACGGAUGCGGUGAGCGCGGUGGAGGCGUUUACGCAGAUGUUGCUCGGGAAUCAGACGAUGGCGCGCAGGUCCUCGGAGCUGUCGUCUAAGAGUCCGUCGGUUAAAUUCAACGACGAGGUAGUCGAGAUCGAGCCGCCGCGAGAGUACUACGAUGACGAUGAUGACGACGAUAUGGUGAUGGGAGACAUGGCAGUGAACAAUGUGGUCGCAGACGUGGACGGGAACGAGUCAUCUUCAGAUGACGACGAAGGCCCAGAGGUUAUCGACAACGACGUCAAGACAAUUUACUCGGCUCCAAAGAUCGAGGCGCCAAAACCACGACUUCCAAUCGUCAUGAUCCCAUCUCCAGAACCGCCUGCGAUUAUACCUGCUCCUGAACCUCAGGUAUUGUCGCCUGAGAUUCCUGCUCCUGAAGUCUAUGCUCCUGAGCCAGUGGCGCCGGCUAUCGUGAGCGAACCGGCUCCUGUUCCUGUUCCUGCUCCUGCGGUCUUGACUGAAGACGAAAUCUCGCAGGCCCCGAAGAUUCACACCAUUAGAUCCCAGCAUUACCUCUUUGUUCCUCAGCAACCACAAACCGAGGCUGAACCCGAGCCCACGUCUCCGCAGCAGCAACCGGUAGCCCCAGCAUCGGAUCAUCACUCUAGAAGGCCGGCGCCUCCACCCCCACCGCCCCCUCCCCGAAAAGGACAACAGCCUUCUGCGCAGCAGCAGCCGCAGCCGUCUUCCGAGCCACAAAGAUCACCUACGGAGCCAAGUGCGUCAAAGCCAGCUCCCACAAUCGUCCCGCCAACGACAGCUGCUGCGCCAGCAUCCACCACCGCACCCCUAUCGCCGCUCUCAGCCGACGAAUUCGAAGCCGCGUUUCAAUUCCAACCGCUUUUCCCCGCUGCGCCGUCGCCGUCAAUGACAUCACCUCCUUCCUUCCCGUCCCCGGAAUCCGCACCUCCGUUACCACCCGCUAAGGCCCCGUCUCCCUCAGAUCCUCAAGCGGCUGUACAGUCCGCCGACGCCAAACCCCACCGAUCUAUCCCCUCACGACAUGCUCCGCCCCCGCCUCCCCCGUCCAGAAGACGUGCGGGUCACGCCUCGCAAGGCUCGAUCCAGCCUCAGCAGCAGCAACAGCAGCAGCACGGAGCUCGGCCACCGCCGCCUCCUCAUGCUGCUGCGCCGCCUCCGCCGGCGGCACCGGCAGCCAGCACCGAUGACGGGCCUGAUUUGCUUGCUGACCUGGCAAGGUUACAGAGGGAGGUGGAUGAGUUGCGCUUACGGCAUUUGCAUGACGACGACGAGUGAAAGCUAUAAUAAAGAGAGGAAGAAGGGGAAAGUACCAUUGUCAUCAUAUCCACGAAUGUACUCAUGUCAUGUCAUCGUAUGUCAUUGUUUUGUAUAGGUGGUUUCGAAAGAGUUUAUUCUUCAUCGUGCAUAUUUUUUUGUU
Molecule: messenger RNA, 1940 nt
Organism: Myxozyma melibiosi
Lineage: Eukaryota; Fungi; Ascomycota; Lipomycetes; Lipomycetales; Lipomycetaceae
Exons: 1
Coding region: 449-1798 (449 amino acids)
Source: RefSeq, a predicted model, not a curated record